AAGCUUUCCUCUUUGGCCUGGUUUUUCUUAAAACACAACAUGCUGCUGCAUGUUUGGUCGGGUAAGGAUUAUUUAAAGGAAAUGCCGGAGCCACCCUUAUAUGGUCCUGCUAAUACAUUUAAAGUUUUUUCAAAUGACACUUAUCGUCGUCCUUUAAAGUUUAAAUUGGAACCUUUGGCUCAUAAAACGGGUGUGCUAUUAAUGGAUUUUAAUACUCCUUGUGGUUUAAAUGUUUUACGAUGGUCUGCUGCCUCGGAAAAUAAUUAUUUUACUACUAAUAAAUUUUGGCUAUUGACAACUAAAGAUUUCUCCGAUUUGUCGGCACUUAACGAUGAGGAUAUAUUUUUACCCCCCGAUGGAGAAGUUAAAGUUUUAGUACAAGAUCAAAGCAAAAGAUUUUCCCUACUAGAUAUUUAUAAAGUAGCGGCCUUUAAGCCUCUAAAACUUAAUUUUGUUUUGCAGAAUUUUACCGAAGUUAAGCAUAUGUUAAGAGCUUUAAGGAGCUAUGGUUCGGUAAUAUCUUUAAGAGAGAAUUUAGAGAAUAUAACUUUUAAUACCGGCAUAGUAAUAGCCUUUCCCGAUAUGUUUACCAAUUUAGAAGAUUUAAAUAUGCGUCAUAUUGAUACCAUAUCGAAAGUUAACAAUCGUUUGACCAUAGAACUGGCCAAUAAGCUAAAUAUGCAUUUCAAUACUCACCAAACCGACAGCUAUGGCUGGCAUCAACCGAAUGGUUCUUUUGAUGGUCUAAUGGGUCAAUUUCAACGUUAUGAAAUGGAUUUUGGUCAACUGGCGAUUUUUAUGCGUUUAGAUCGUAUGGCUUUAUGUGAUUUUGUGGCGGAAACUUUUCGUAUUCGUGCUGGCAUAAUGUUUAGACAGCCUCCCUUAUCAGCAGUGGCGAAUAUAUUUGCCAUGCCUUUUGAGAAUGAUGUUUGGAUUUCUUUGGUCGUUUUAGUAAUUGUUACCAUUUGUCUAUUUGCUUUGGAAUUGUUAUUUUCACCUCAUAAUCAUCAAAUGGAUUAUUUGGAUUGUGCUGUUUUUGUUUGGGGUGCCAUGUGCCAGCAGGGUUUCUAUGUGGCAGUGGGUAAUCGUUCGGCUCGUAUUAUAAUUUUUACCACUUUUGUGGCAACUUUAUUUUUGUUUACCUCAUUUUCUGCUAAUAUUGUGGCUCUAUUGCAGAGUCCUUCGGAAGCUAUACAUACUUUAAAGGAUUUAAGUCAAUCUCCUUUGGAAAUCGGUGUACAGGAUACAGUCUAUAAUAAAAUAUAUUUUAAUGAAUCUACUGAUCCUGUUACUAAUCUUCUGUAUCAUAAGAAAAUUGCACCCAAGGGUGAUAGUAUUUAUAUGAGACCUACAAUAGGUAUACAGAAAAUGCGUUCCGGUAUGUUUGCCUAUCAAGUGGAACUUCAUACAGGAUAUCAAAUUAUCAGUAAUACUUUUAGUGAACCAGAAAAAUGUGGUCUUAAAUCUUUGGAGCCUUUUCAAUUACCCAUGAUAUCCAUACCUACACGUAAGAAUUUUCCCUACAAGGAACUCUUUAGAAGACAAUUAAGAUGGCAACGUGAAGUGGGUCUUAUGAAUCGUGAAGAUCGCAAAUGGUUUCCUCAAAAACCUAAAUGUGAGAGUGGUAUGGGCGGUUUUGUUUCCAUAGGCAUAACAGAGUGUCGUUAUGCUUUAGCCAUAUUUGGUUUUGGUUCUUUAUUUGCUGGCGCUGUGUUUUGUGUCGAGUUGCUAUUGAAGCAUUCGUUUAAAUUGUGGAAAUUUGUGAAGAAAUGAAUUGAUGAAUGGAAUGACAGAUUUUGAA
This is a messenger RNA of Lucilia cuprina (Australian sheep blowfly), 1801 nucleotides long. RefSeq lists its product as uncharacterized. The transcript has 4 exons. Gene Ontology annotation, molecular function: ligand-gated monoatomic ion channel activity. Lineage: Eukaryota; Metazoa; Arthropoda; Insecta; Diptera; Calliphoridae. Gene Ontology annotation, cellular component: membrane. The record is from RefSeq and is a predicted model, not a curated record. Bases 40 to 1773 code for a protein of 577 amino acids.